Molecule: messenger RNA, 2023 nt
Organism: Musca domestica (house fly)
Lineage: Eukaryota; Metazoa; Arthropoda; Insecta; Diptera; Muscidae
Product: lysosomal acid glucosylceramidase
Exons: 10
Coding region: 150-1880 (576 amino acids)
Biological process (GO): glucosylceramide catabolic process
Molecular function (GO): glucosylceramidase activity
Source: RefSeq, a predicted model, not a curated record
AUUCAUUGCGUUUUUGACUGGCCAGCUGACAGCGCAGUAACUCAUUGCGCAUAUUUGCGAAAGUUCGAAAGGGGAAGUCAAAGCAAACGUGGUAUUAAAUUGAAAUGUAUCGUUGCCAAACAAAACAAAAGUGAAAUUUCGAAAAUUAAAUGCAAUUGAAUUGUUUGUUCAUCAUAAAGAAAAUGUUACAACAUCUGUUAAUUAGUUUAUUAAUUAUUUGUUUUUGUUUUGAUUUCACGAAUGCAGAGUGUGAUCGUGUAGAGACUAAGUUUGGUUUAGUUUGUCGUUGUACUGCCGAUAAUUGUGAUUACCUUCAGGAACCAAAUCUUCAAAAUGAUACAUCAUGGGUGUUAGUUUCUUCGAGCAAAAAUGGCUUGCGAUUUUUUCCAACAAAGGGACAUUUUGGAGCUGGUUCUGUAUCAAACAUCGAAGAUUACCAUAGUGCACCCCAAUCACAUAAUAGACAAUUUGAUGCCGAUGCUGUAAUGGUAGAUAAUAGAAAUUCCCUGGGGAAAAUAUUUGGCUUCCGUCAAACCAGCGUAUUUUCACUGCCCAAAACAUUGGAAAAGCCUUCCGCUUCCAUUGCGAUAAAUCGGAAUAAGACAUACCAAAAAAUUACAGGAUUUGGUGGAGCUUUAACAGGGACUGUGGCAUAUUUAUUGGACAAAAUGAAGCCUGAACUUCAAGAUCAGCUGUUCAAAACAUACUAUCACAAAGAUGGAAUUGCCUACAAUCUGUUACGAACUUCAAUUGGUGGUUGUGAUUUUGAUCUAGAACCUUGGGCCUACAAUGAGCGACCACAAAAUGAUGUCAACCUAAGCAAUUUCACACAGCUUGAUAGGCGCGACCUUUUAAAAGUGAAGCAAAUCAAACGUCUGGAAACAGUUGCCUUCAUCGAUGAUUUAAAAAUCAUGGCCGCUGCCUGGAGUCCACCGCCAUGGAUGAAAACAAACAAUGAUUGGACCGGUUAUAGUAAUUUGCAACCGAUAUAUUAUCAAACAUGGGCCUUAUAUCAUCUCAGAUUUCUCGAAUUGAUGCAAACCAAAAAUAUAACGAUUUGGUCCAUAUCCACUGGCAAUGAGCCUCUAAACGGAGUCAUUGGUUGGUUUUUCGUGCAUUUCAUGAGUUUAGGUUGGACACCACGAAAUCAGGCAAUUUAUUUGAAUGACUACCUCGGUCCGAUGCUGAAGAAAUCUCAAUUCAAAAAUGUUUUAAUAUUUGGCAAUGAUGAUCAGCGGUAUACAUAUCCAACAUGGUUCGAAAGGAUGAAUGCCACCAUACCCGGUUCACUUACAUAUUUAGAUGGCCUGGCAGUACAUUGGUAUUGGGAUGAUAUAUUUGGUCCCGAACUGAUUGACAACACCAUGACAUCUUUUCCUGAUAAACUUCUAUUGAAUACUGAAUCUUGUGUCGGCGAUAAGCCAUGGCAAACACAUGGUCCCGAACUGGGUUCUUGGGAACGUGGCGAACAAUAUAUCAAAGCGUUUUUGCAAGAUUUGCAACAUAAUUUCAAUGGCUGGAUAGAUUGGAAUUUGGUGUUGGAUGAAAGAGGUGGUCCAAAUUAUGUAAAUAACUUUGUUGAUGCACCCAUUGUGGUGAAUACCACAAAUUUUUCCGAAUUCUAUAAACAACCAAUGUAUUAUGGCAUUGGUCAUUUUUCAAAAUUUGUAUGGCCCGAUUCGAAACGCAUUGAUGUGAAAGUGUCAAGUCGACAGCGCACAAUGGAUGCAGUGGGAUUUCAACGCAGUGAUGGUGUGAUUGUUGUUGUCAUCUUUAAUAGUGCAUCUAUUCCCCAGGAUAUUACCCUGAAUGAUAGCAUUCGCGGCACCAUCAAUGUUAGUGUACCCCCUCGAUCUAUUCAUACAAUGUUGUUUAAGUGAGGAUGUUGGAUUAUGAACUGAGAAUGCAGAUGGUUGGAGAGAUUUUCGCUCAAAGAUUUGAGUGGAGUUUUGGAGAAGUUGUUUAAAAAUAAUAAUUCAAAUAAGUUAUGUGAUGUGUUAAGAUUUUCAGAAGGGAACUCAAA